Perognathus longimembris pacificus (Pacific pocket mouse) is the source of this 3960-nucleotide messenger RNA. RefSeq names its product MCF.2 cell line derived transforming sequence-like 2 (gene Mcf2l2). The coding region runs from base 17 to 3355 and encodes 1112 amino acids. Gene Ontology annotation, molecular function: guanyl-nucleotide exchange factor activity. Gene Ontology annotation, cellular component: cytoplasm. The record is from RefSeq and is a predicted model, not a curated record. The transcript has 30 exons. Lineage: Eukaryota; Metazoa; Chordata; Mammalia; Rodentia; Heteromyidae.
UAUUUGUGUGUGUGAAAUGUUAUUUUGGCUACAAGAAGAAAUGGCCCCCCAGGAGCUCGCCCGGAGGCUGGCCACGGUGAUCACUCAAGUCGAGGAGAUCAUGCAGCAGGACGUCAGGCCCUUGGUGGCAGUGGACAUAAUAGAACAACUUCACCGCCGCUUCGCCAUUCUUUCAGGAGGCCAAGGGAAGGAUGGUGCUCCCAUCAUCACGUUCCCAGAGUUUGUGGGGUUCAAACACAUCCCAGAGGAGGACUUCCUGAAUGUGGUGACCUACCUAACUAGCAUCCCCAGCAUGGAGGCCGCCAGCAUUGGAUUCAUCAUUGUGAUUGACCGACGAAGAGACAAGUGGAGUUCCAUAAAGGCAUCCUUGAUGCGGAUAGCUGUGGCAUUUCCAGGGAACUUGCAGCUCAUCUUCAUUCUUCGUCCAUCUCGCUUUAUUCAGAGGACAUUCACUGACAUUGGCAUUAAAUACUAUCGAGAUGAAUUUGACAUGAAAGUGCCGAUCAUCAUGUUAAACUCUGUUUCUGACCUCUAUGGCUACAUUGACAAGAGCCAACUGACAGAGGAGCUGGGGGGAACUCUGAAAUAUCGCCACAGUCAAUGGAUAAACCAUCGCACGGCCAUAGAAAACUUUGCCUUGACGUUGAAAACCACUGCUCAGAUGCUGCAGACAUUUGGGGCAUCCCUAGCCACAACAGAGCUGCCCAGAGGUAUGCUGUCCACUGAAGAUCUUCUCAUGUCCCACACAAGGCAGCAAGACAGGAUGCAGGCUGAGCUAAAAUUACUUGGAAAGCAAGGGGCCACACUGCUGUCAUGUGUCCAAGAACCAGCAAGCAAAUAUCCCACCAGCAAACCCAAUCUCAAUGAACUUGAGAAUGUAGCCACUAUGGAAAAGUUACUAGUCCAAUUAGAUGAAAUAGAGAAGGCCUUUAGUCAGUUUUGGUUUGAGCAUCACCUGAAGGUUAACCAGUAUCUACAACUUCAGCGAUUUGAGCACAAUUAUUGUAAGGUGAAGCUUGCCCUGGAUAGUUUGCUGGAAGAGCAGGCAGAGUUUACAAGCAUUGGAGACAGUGUGAUGCAUGUGGAACAACUUCUUAAGGAACACAGAAAACUGGAGGAAAAAGGCCAGGAGCCCUUGGAGACGGCCCAGCUGCUUGCACUGACUGGAGACCAACUUACCCAAAGCCACCAUUCCACAGGAGAUGCCAUCAGGCCCAGGUGUGUGGAACUCAGGCACCUCUGUGAUGACUUCAUCAAUGAAAACAAGAAAAAAUCAGACAUUUUAGGCAAGUCCUUGGAGUUGCAUAGACAACUAGACAAGGUCAGCCAGUGGUGUGAAGCGGGAAUCUACCUCUUGGCUUCCCAAGCUGUAGACAAGUGCCAGUCUCGAGAGGGAGUUGAUGUUGCUUUGCAUGACAUUGAGACAUUCUUGGGUACUGCCAAUCAGUACCAGUUGCUCACCCCCAAGGAAUUUUAUAACCAGUUUGAGUCGAUCCUCACCCUGGAGGUAAAGGCCAAAGCCCAGAAAGUCCUGCAGAAGUUGAGUGAUGUGCAGGAAAUAUUUCAUAAGAGACAAGUGAGCCUGAUGAAACUGGCAGCCAAACAGACCCGUCCAGUCCAGCCUGUGGCCCCCCAUCCUGAGUCCUCCCCAAAAUGGGUAUCACCAAAAAACAACAUGCCCUCUAUAUUGGCUCCUCCUCAGAGAACAACAGAGGAGCCUCAUGUGGAGAUGGAUUUGGAUUCCCUGGAAAAGGAAGAGAAUGAGACUAAAUUUGAAGGCAAGAAUGAAGAAAUACUUGAAAGAAGUCACAACACAGACAACCCCAUGCUGGAGCAGCUUUCAGGAGAAGCCCUCACCCCCAGCAGACAAAUUGUACGUGAACUGAUUGAGACGGAAGAGGUUUAUAUAAAAGAAAUUAAAAGCAUAAUUGAUGGAUACAUCACUCCCAUGGAUUUUAUUUGGCUAAAACAUCUAAUUCCAGAUGUUCUUCAGAAUAAUAAGGACAUUCUCUUUGGGAAUAUUAAAGAACUUUAUGAAUUUCAUAACAGGAUUUUCCUAAAAGAAUUGGAACAGUGUGCUGAAAACCCUGAAAUGCUAGCAUAUUGUUUUCUCAAAAGAAAAGAAGACCUCCAAAUGUAUUUUAAGUACCAUCAGAACCUUCCCCGAGCGCGGGCCAUCUGGCAGGAGUGUCAAGACUGCGCUUACUUUGGGGUUUGCCAGCGCCAGUUGGAUCACAGUGUCACGCUUUUUAGGUAUCUUAGAGAACCAAGUCAGAGACUGAUGAAGUAUCAGAUGUUGUUGAAGGCUCUGCUGGAUCUUGAGUCUCCUGAAGAUGUGGACACAGCCCCGGGUGACCUGGAAGGAGGCUCAGCUAAGGAUGGGCCAAGGAGGACCAAGGAUUCUACACCCUCAGCUAAGCUCCAACAAGCUUUGGCAAUGCUAGAAGAUUUGAUCAAGUCCUGUGAACUGGCAGUGGACCUUGCAGCUGUCUCUGGAUGUCCGGAUGAUAUAGGGAACCUGGGAAAGUUGUUGAUGCAGAGUCCUUUCAGUAUCUGGACAAUUCACAAGGAUCGUUAUAAAAUGAAGGAUUUUAUCAGGUUUAAACCCAGCCAGAGGCAAAUCUAUCUGUUUGAAAAUGGAAUAGCAUUUUGUAAGAUUCGAAUGGAUCCGGGUGACUUGGGAUUAUCUCCCCAUUACAGCUUUAAGAAGUUCAUGAAGCUGAUGACACUUUCCAUUCGCCAACUUGGAAGGGGGAGUAAUAAAAAGUUUGAAAUUGCUAAUCGAAAUGGACAUGAGAAAUACAUCCUCCAGGCAGCUUCCAAAGAAAUCAGAGAUUGCUGGUUUUCAGAAAUAAGUCGAUUACUGAUGGAACAACAAAACAAUAUGAAAAGUCAAGGGAAUCUUGAAGUAAGUACUAGCAAAGGCAAUGGAGGGGAAUGUGCUCCCUGGAGUGACAAUGUGGAAAGAGCUACAACUAGCAAGGAAGACCCAGGCUCCAACACACAUGGGAUUAAAGGCUGUUCCAGCAGGGAGCUCAUCUCCAUGGAAACUGGUGAAGGCCAUGAAAGAACAGAAGACAUGGAAAAGGAGAUCAGCGCUCUGAGUCUCUCAGGGCUUUUCCAGCUGGAUGACAGUUAUGAAACCUGUGAGUCAAAACCUGCUUUUCUGGAGGUGGGAGAAAGCAUGGAGAAAGAAAAGGAUGAAGGCUAUGAGGAGGAAAGGGCUACCAGCGGCACCCAGGAGAGCGCAGGGGUGUCCCCUGGCCUGUUGGCCCCUGCCCAGGACCUGGUACAGGCGGUGCCCUCGGCCGGAGCGAGGGUGGCACGUGCCAGGCCCUCCUCCACAGAAAACUGACUCCGCUCCUUCCAGACAGCCAGGCCCCGGCCCAGCUGCCCGUGCCCUCUGCAUUUCGGGGAGCAAGAGCAGCCGAUCUGCGCCCGGGAAGGGGCACCCAGAGCCCGGUGCUCGCCAUGUUCAUCCGUCUAGUGGAGAAGCUGAUCGCACACUCCCCAGGCCAGAGCCCAGAACCCAGAGCCCAGCGCCCAUGCCCAAGGGCUCAGGCGCCCCCUCACUGCUUCAACAACUCACUGGGGGCUUGGUUCUGGGCCAUGCAGGGCGAGGAGCAGCAGCCCGCGCCUCUCAACACCAGAUGCCAGGACUAUGCCACCGCCUCCCCAUCUGUAAAUGGUGACAAUCAAAAAUGCCUCAGACAUUACCAAAGUCCCGGGAGGUUGGAGGGAAGGAAGGCUGGGGUGGGAAUCCAUUGACACCCUUACUUGGUGUAGCUGGGGUGGGCGGCGCGUGGGGACCUGUCCCCUCCCCCUGCAUCCCCAAGGAGGAGCUAGAGUGGCUGUGUUCCUCCCAAGGUGCUUGAGUUUCCCACAGGGCUGAUUCCAAGUUCAUUUCUGAGGAUUUGCCAUUGGUUUAGUCAGUUAUGAGUUUACAUUAGUCACUUUAUG